Messenger RNA from Astrephomene gubernaculifera, 1454 nucleotides. NCBI's taxonomy places the organism in Eukaryota, Viridiplantae, Chlorophyta, Chlorophyceae, Chlamydomonadales, Astrephomenaceae. The record is from the annotation of a GenBank genome assembly.
GCGGAGCAGCGAGUCCUGCAUCUUGCAGCCCUUCCGCGGGGGCACCCGGCUGCUGCUGGCGCUGUUUGACCUGGACAGGCUCAUCUUGCUCGACACCAGCAACCCGCGCAAGCCCGUGCUGCUCGACCUGUACCAGUUCCCCAAGGGCACAGGCGGUCACGUGGUUCGUGUCUCCCGGAAUGAGAGGCUGCUUGCCCUCGCCACGUACUUCCUGGAGGAGGGAGCUGCGGGACAGAUCCACGCCCCGGGCGACUGCACCAUCCGCUUCCUGCAGCUGGAUGCCCAGGGCAGGCGAUUCAUUCGUGACCCCUGGCCGUACGCCCGCGGACCCACCAUCAACUUCACCGAGAUCGCCCCCGGCAAGGGAGGCUUCCGGACGCAUGGCAUUGCCUUCCUGUAGAUAGUUUGGCUCGAUGGCUCAAGGGGUCAAAGAAAUGUCCAAUCUCUAUUCGUGGUGUAUUGUUGUUUGAGUUACAGUCGUUCGUACGGGUUGUGUUGUCAUACUUUAGAAAUGCCAUGCAUGAGGCAAGCGGGCAGGUGACCCUGUGACAUAUUGCCGUUUGGCCUCAUGCGUGCGGUACAUACUGGUAAUGCAGGUAGUUUUCAUCGCGUACCGUAUUAAGGGGGCUAUGAGGUGGAGUGGUAAUGUCUACACAACCUCCUGCAGCCCUCUCAUAGAUAGUGUUUGUAUCCUUCAAGGCCUGUGUGACAAAUGGCCGCAACAUAGCCUCCAUAGCACCGUACAAAGUGCCGUACAGAUUCCAUAAGGCCUCCGUCCUGAGUUAGGAUGGCGCCAACUCUUACUUCUUAACCAGUGGGUGUUAGGGAGUGUUCAAUGGAGCCGCGAUGCUCUUAUUGCCUGGCAGCAGGUUGGCUGCGAGCGUUCGUAGAUGUGGUGCAUGCGUUGUGUUUUGCAUGCGCUAAAUACAACUUCAUAUCGAACGCACUGUGUUGUGCAUUUCUGUUCUUCGUUUGGGAUUGUUGGCAUCUUUGGCAUCGUUCAUCAUUACUUAGCAGGUGCGUGGUGCACCACCUUCCGUGUGUGAACCACCUUCCAUAACAUGUUGUGAUAGCUGCUAGCUCGCUCUAUGAGCCUCUUGCACAUCCCGUUUGCGUCGGGGAAGGGGCCGGGUUUCCCUGCUUACGUGGGAUACUGAUGGUGUGGUACGGAAAUCGCGGCGUUUAUUCGCGAGUGAUAUGCUUAGGGCGCCUGAACGCGAGGGGAUGUACGUGCAGUAAAACAGCUUGUGCACCAAGCCAGCGGGUUCAAUAGCCUGGUGCUGAAAAGCUUCAGGUGGCCACACAGGCCGUCUAGCAGUGUGACUGGCUUAGGUUUGAUUGGUAAACCUGGUUGGAUGGUGCGUGUGCGACCGUUGCUGUGAUCCAUGGUUUGCCGCUGGAGCGCGGGGAAUUAAUACCGGCUGGUGUGUACUGUACGACAACCCAUUUUGCUG